Mucor velutinosus is the source of this 732-nucleotide messenger RNA. RefSeq lists its product as uncharacterized. Gene Ontology annotation, molecular function: nucleic acid binding. The record is from RefSeq and is a predicted model, not a curated record. The transcript has 2 exons. Bases 1 to 732 code for a protein of 243 amino acids. NCBI's taxonomy places the organism in Eukaryota, Fungi, Mucoromycota, Mucoromycetes, Mucorales, Mucoraceae.
AUGUCCCUAGUGUCAAGAGGACUUCGAUCAGGUGCUUUAGAUAAUCCCCGAGCAGCACAAGAAAUUUUAAGAUCGAUGGGCCAUGAUAUGUCAAUUAAUGGCAUCCACAAGUCAUUGAGACGAAAUGGACUUAAAUCUCGUAGAAAAGUAAAGACCAAUUCUGUUAGCAAGACAAACAAGCGGCUUCGACUGGCGUGGGCUAAAAAGCAUAGGCAUCUUACUAUUGCUGAUUGGAGUCGUUGGGUGUUUUCGGAUGAAACAAGAAUAAACCUUUGGGGCUCAGAUGCGGAGAGUCCUGGUUAUGGUACUACCAUUAUUGAAGGCUCAAUAAACUCGGACUUGUAUGUCGAUAUUUUGAAGACAUCAUUGGUCGACACUCUUGAGCACUUUGGGAAGGCACCGUCUGAUGUGCGAUUCCAACAAGGCAGGGCAACACCGCAUACCUCAGGCACUACUAAGCAAUGGUUCACCGACAAUGGGUUCAACCAAGACGAAAUUAUGGAUUGGCCACCCCAAAGUCCCAAUCUUAAUCCCAUUGAACAUGUCUGGCAUCUCCUAAAGCUUCGUCUUAAUAAGUAUCCCAAUAGGCCCUCUACAAAAGAAGAAUUAGAGCGGCGUAUUAACAUUCAGUGGUACAAAAUAACAGAAAAAGAGUGCCAGAAAUAUAUUGAUAGUAUGCCUGCCCGAAUCAAGGCUGUCAUCAAGAGCAAAGGUGGUUCAACUCACUAUUAA